Lactuca sativa (garden lettuce) is the source of this 459-nucleotide messenger RNA. RefSeq lists its product as uncharacterized. Gene Ontology annotation, molecular function: nucleic acid binding. Gene Ontology annotation, biological process: DNA integration. Lineage: Eukaryota; Viridiplantae; Streptophyta; Magnoliopsida; Asterales; Asteraceae. The record is from RefSeq and is a predicted model, not a curated record.
AUGGCAUGUCCAUACCUUAGAUGCCUAGAAGAUCAUGAAGCUUUAGAAGUCCUAAAAGAUAUACAUGAAGGAUACUGUGGAAACCACACCGGAGGAAAAUCCUUAGGCUCCAAAGUGCUAAGGACAGGAUACUACUGGGCAAUGAUGAAAAUAAAUGCCUUUUUAUACGCGAAAAAAUGUGAUGCAUGCCAAAGGCAUAGAAACAUCCUCCGUCGACCUGCAGAAUCGUUACAUCCUAUUAUCCCCCCUUGGCCAUUCAUGAAAUGGGGAAUGGAUAUAAUUGGCAAGUUACUAAAAGCUCUUGGUGGAAAUGUGUUCAUAUACUUUUGCAUGAGUUGGGGGAUUAAAAUGAUAAUGUCCAUUCCUGUUCGCCCUCAAGCUAACGGUCAAGUUGAAUCCAACAAUAAGCUCAUAGUCAACAAUUUAAAGAAGUGGUUAGAUGAGAAGAAAGGAAGAUGA